Micromonas pusilla CCMP1545 is the source of this 1077-nucleotide messenger RNA. RefSeq lists its product as uncharacterized. Gene Ontology annotation, biological process: tetrahydrofolate interconversion. Gene Ontology annotation, molecular function: methenyltetrahydrofolate cyclohydrolase activity; methylenetetrahydrofolate dehydrogenase (NADP+) activity. The transcript has a single exon. The record is from RefSeq and is a predicted model, not a curated record. Bases 83 to 982 code for a protein of 299 amino acids. NCBI's taxonomy places the organism in Eukaryota, Viridiplantae, Chlorophyta, Mamiellophyceae, Mamiellales, Mamiellaceae. Gene Ontology annotation, cellular component: cytosol.
CGCGCGUCCGUCGCGUCGCGUCGCGUCCGUCUCCGCGCGCGUCUCGACACACUCCGAACGUAACGUAACGUAACGUAACGUCAUGGGCGGCCGAGGCAGCAAAGCCGCGGUGAUCGACGGCAAAGCGAUCGCGGCGGACAUCCGCGCCGAGAUCAAGGAGGAGGUGGCCAAGCUCAAGGCGGCGCACGGCCGCGUCCCGGGGCUCGCGGUCGUCAUCGUCGGCUCGCGACCGGACAGCGCGACGUACGUGCGGAUGAAGCGCAAGGCGUGCGACGAGGCUGGGAUCCGGUCGUUCCACGAGGAGGUCCCGGAGACCGCGACCGAGGCGGAGGUGCUUAAGAUCGUCCAAAGCUUCAACGCCGACCCGGACUGCCACGGCAUCCUCGUCCAGCUCCCGCUUCCGAAGCACAUGAACGAGGAGAAGAUCCUCGCGGCGAUCUCCUUGGAGAAGGACGUGGACGGGUUCCACCCGCUGAACAUCGGGAAGCUCUCGAUGAAGGGCCACGAGCCGCUGUUCAUGCCGUGCACGCCGAAGGGCUGCGUCGUGUUGCUCGAGCGAAGCGGCGUGGAGUUGCGAGGGAAGAACGCCGUCGUCGUCGGUCGGUCCAACAUCGUCGGGAUGCCCGCGGCGCUGAUGCUCAUGAAGAAAGACUGCACCGUGACCGUGGUGCACUCGCGGACGAAGGACCCGCAGCGGAUCGUGCGCGAGGCGGACGUCAUCAUCGCCGCCGCGGGGUCGGCGCACAUGAUCAAAAAGAACUGGGUCAAACGCGGCGCGGCGAUCAUCGACGUCGGGACUAACUCCGUGCCGGACGCGUCGAAGAAGACGGGGUACAGGCUCACCGGGGACGUGGACUUCGAGGAGUGCAGCAAGGUCGCGGGGAAGAUCACGCCGGUCCCGGGCGGCGUCGGGCCGAUGACGAUCGCGAUGCUGUUGAGCAACACGCUGGACUCGGGGCGGCGCGCCAUCGCGGGCAAGUAGUCUCAUUUUUUAUCUGUUCCGCCGCCGCCGCCGCGACGAGGCGACUAUUCUUUACUGUAGUAGUCUUUAACACGAGCAAGCACACAUCGUAUUAC